This is a messenger RNA of Arctia plantaginis, 321 nucleotides long. Lineage: Eukaryota; Metazoa; Arthropoda; Insecta; Lepidoptera; Erebidae. The record is from the annotation of a GenBank genome assembly.
AUGCAACUAAUAUGUAUUUUCAUGUUAUGUGUGGUGUUGAUAGCGCAAGGUCAAGUCAUUUCGAUCAGGCAUAUCGUAUUUAACCUGUACUUCGGGAGCAGAGAAGAUCAUAAGAAAAACGCAACAAUGAUUCCAGCAGCAGCAGAAAUGGAAGUAGCGGCAGAUGCUGCAAUGCUACCGGACGAUAGUUAUUUAAAUGAAAUUGGCGGAUAUGAUAAUUUAAAAAAAUGCGUAAUGAGUUAUUGUGUAGCCUAUUGUCGAAAAAUGGGCUAUCACCGGGGAGUUUGCAUUCUUCCCGAUACGUGCGACUGCUAUAACUAA